AUGGAUGCUGAGAGAAAGGGUUCUCUGCUACCGGAGAAACUGCUCCAUUACUGCCCCGCUCAUCAAGUCUUAAUCUGUACCACCUGCCACUACGCAGUCCAGCCAGCAGCCAUUCCUCGGCACUUGAAGGAUAUCCACCAUAUCCGUAGCAACCAGCGACGUCCAUUCAUCACAUACGCUAAAACACUCAAAUUGAAAAGCCCUGAAGAAGUGAGGUCCAUUCAGCCCAAGGAGUUCCCUCUGCCCUACUUGCCACUUGAGCAGGGAUGGUGCUGUGAGGCACAAGGAUGCGGCUACCUUUGCGCGUCUACUAAGCGAAUGGAAACCCACUGGUCUGCUCAGCAUGGCCGCAAGGGCUACUCAAAUGUUGACUGGAGUGCUACUCCCUUACAAUCUUUCUUUCGAGGGAAUAUGCUACGAUACUUCACCAACACCUAUUCAUCAACCAAGCUUGGCGGUAAUGAGGCUAAGAUAUCUGGGAAACAUAACCGACGUAUCCGAGAAAGGUACAACUUGGACCCAAUCGAUGUCAAAAUUCUGGACCACUACUUUUCCUCGUCUUACAAGAGCUUUGUGACAAACGAAACGACAGAGACAAUCUGGCUCGACGUUGUGCCAGACCUGGCAUACAAUAACCCGUUCCUGUUGCGAGGCAUCUUGGCCUGUACAGCACUACACAUGGCGUACUUAAAUCGUCCACAGCGCCAGACAUACACCCUUCGAGCAUGUGCUCACCAAGACGCGGCGCUUCCCGAAUUUCGCUAUGCAAUCAACCACCCAGAUGAAAAAAACUGCGACGCAAUCAUGUCAUUUGCAUACCUACUGAUCAUUUAUUCCUUCGCGACGGAUUCUGAAAACACUACCAACUCAUUUCUCAUUGUGGACGAAACCCACGAGAAUGCGGAUAAACCAGAACUAAUUCUCCCCCAAUGGCUGCAUUUUAUCCGUGCCGGCUGUUCAAUGCUCUGCGAUGUCUGGGACCGAAUACAAAGUGGCCCGGCAAGUGCACUAGCUUCUGCUUGGGAAGAACAGUUCGAUGUCGGAAAUGACAAUCUGCCGUAUCUGGACUACUUUGUGUCUCUCGUGCCGAGUGACGGGUCUUGGUCCGACGAAAGCACUAAGAUUUAUAAGUCUGCUGCACAUGCAUUAGCUACGUCAUUUGCGUACAUUGAGCGUGCAAAGAGCAAGGCUAAUGUCAAUAUGUGGAAUGUCCUUGCUGUGUGGCCGAUGCGUGUUGAGGUGGCGUUUAUAUCUUUGCUAUCUGAGCGACAUCCCGGGGCGCUUAUACUACUUGCAUAUUACUGCGUGAUACUGAAGGACAUGGAGGACUGUUGGUACUUCGAAGGGAGACCUGUGAAGCUGCUUGCGUCCAUUGCAGAUGUGCUGGACGCAAGAUGGUGUCCUUAUAUUCAGGAGCCAAUUAACGUUUUUAUUGGUUCCAAGAUAGCCAGAUGA
Messenger RNA from Penicillium lagena, 1455 nucleotides. RefSeq lists its product as uncharacterized. The coding region runs from base 1 to 1455 and encodes 484 amino acids. Gene Ontology annotation, molecular function: DNA-binding transcription activator activity, RNA polymerase II-specific. The transcript has a single exon. Gene Ontology annotation, biological process: regulation of transcription by RNA polymerase II. The record is from RefSeq and is a predicted model, not a curated record. Lineage: Eukaryota; Fungi; Ascomycota; Eurotiomycetes; Eurotiales; Aspergillaceae.